CAACGCCAAAGACCAGGGCCGCAAAAAGUUGAAUCGCAGCAAAUGCAGCAAGAGCCUCAAUCGACUCGCGACGACCACCCCCGCGAUCCCGAAACGACCGCCUUCGCCACGCCUUUCGCAUACCCCUCCGACAGGGCCCGCGUCCACACAUCGCAGCGAUGGCGCUCAACCCCUCAAGAUCAGCCCCGAAGCUGACCCAGCACGCCAUCCGCGCCUGCAGAGCAUCCCGCACCGCACCAGCCACCGCCUCGUUCUCGACCUCGUGUGUAACACGGUCUGAGGCGGUACCGUCCAGCUCGCAGAACAAUGCGCCGCGGUGGUCACGCACACCAGAGCGCAUGAAGGCGCCUUUCUCACCACACAUCACAAAGGACCCAGCACGGUCAAGGUGGAAGGUCAACGAGGACCCCAAGAGGUUGGAUAAGGCGUUGAACCAGUUCUUCGGCCACGAUGGCGAGCGGUUGCUGCCAGACGAGCUCAAAUGGCUUGCUGUCACCCACAAGAGUUUCGACCAGGGAAGGAGAGGGUUCAAUGACCGCCUAGCGUUCCUCGGCCGUCAGAUAUGCACAUACGAAGCGACGCAGUCAAUCCUCACUUCACCUGCCCAAACUGUCGAACCAGAGGCUGAUCCCUACGCCCACCUCCGCACUCCCUUUGAGCACCCCGAGCUCCGGAGCCUGGACAACCUCACCCUCAACCAGCCCUCUGACAUCUUCACAUUUGAGAAAUUGGCGGCUCUCGCGGUAGACACCGGCGUGGCGGAUAUUGUGCGGUGGAAGCCGAGAAUGCCCGAAAACAUCCAGGGAUCUGGGUUCGCCGUCGUCGUGUCAGGCGCCGUGUACGCGCUGGUUGGCGCCAUUGCCAUGCAGCACGGCGGCAAGGUCGCCAGCCGCAUCGUGCGGGAGCGGAUAAUCAAGAAGCUUCCCAAAUAAAUGCACAGUACAUGAAUCCCCACGAGAGCGCUGCGUCCGCCCCUACCGAGGGACGAUGACCACGGAAUGAAGCACUGGCUGCACGGGAUGAACUAGGAGCGAGGACAUACGCAUGCACCUUCGAGCACGGAACGUGCUCACAAAUGUACAAUGCCACGUCGUAAAGCAUCAGCGCAUGAUACUGUAUAGAUAUCAGGAUGACCAGGCCGGCUUGGCCCUUGGGAUGACUGUUUGUACAAAAGAAAGUAAGACCUUUGUAUUAUCUACUGUAGAGAGAAUAUAAGGGAAGAUACCGAAAAGGUAGUCAAACGAUAA
Molecule: messenger RNA, 1247 nt
Organism: Microdochium trichocladiopsis
Lineage: Eukaryota; Fungi; Ascomycota; Sordariomycetes; Xylariales; Microdochiaceae
Product: RNase III domain-containing protein
Exons: 3
Coding region: 159-932 (257 amino acids)
Biological process (GO): RNA processing; mitochondrial translation
Cellular component (GO): mitochondrial large ribosomal subunit
Molecular function (GO): structural constituent of ribosome; ribonuclease III activity
Source: RefSeq, a predicted model, not a curated record